Magnusiomyces paraingens is the source of this 2877-nucleotide messenger RNA. RefSeq lists its product as uncharacterized. The record is from RefSeq and is a predicted model, not a curated record. Bases 1 to 2877 code for a protein of 958 amino acids. The transcript has a single exon. Gene Ontology annotation, molecular function: protein kinase activity; ATP binding. Gene Ontology annotation, cellular component: nucleus; cytoplasm; centrosome. NCBI's taxonomy places the organism in Eukaryota, Fungi, Ascomycota, Dipodascomycetes, Dipodascales, Dipodascaceae. Gene Ontology annotation, biological process: chromosome segregation; protein phosphorylation.
AUGUCUCUGGAAGCUCAGUUUGAGCCUAUUGAGGUCAUUGGACGUGGAUCUUUCGGUCUCAUCCGUAAGGUCCGCAGGCUUUCAGAUGGCAAAAUCUUAGCACGCAAAGAAAUCUCUUACCGCACAAUGAAUGUCAAGGAAAAAAAUCAACUCAUGGCGGAAUUCCGUAUCCUCAAAUCUCUCGUUCACCCAAAUAUUGUCCAGUACUACUAUCAUGAUCAUGUCAUUGCCGAACAUGCCGUUCAUCUCUACAUGGAAUACUGCGAUGGAGGUGACCUAGGAGGAGUCAUUAGGACAUGUAAAUCUACAGGCGAAUACGUCCCAGAAGCCCUCGUUUGGUCUGUCUUCACCCAGCUCACUCUCGCUCUCUUCCGCUGUCACUACAACUCAGACCCUCCUCCAGCUGCUGACCUCUUCAGCCCCUGUAGCAACAUCUCUGCAGGCAUCAUCUCCGGUACAAUUAACAUCAUGAACGUCACAGACCCACUCUUUGCUCCUCCUUCUCCAUCAACCGUCAUUUUGCAUCGCGAUAUCAAACCAGACAAUGUUUUCCUCGACAAAUACAACACUGUGAAAUUAGGCGACUUUGGUCUCGCUAAAAUCCUCGAUCAAGAACAUUUCAUGUCUAAUACUUACGUCGGAACCCCAUAUUACAUGUCUCCAGAAGUCCUCAAUGAUCAGCCAUUUACACCACAAAGUGACAUUUGGAGUCUCGGCUGUGUCAUCUACGAACUAUGUGCAAAACAUCCUCCCUUUCAAGCCAAAACUCAUAUGCAACUCUCACAAAAAAUACGCGAAGGAACCUACCCCCCACUCCCAGGAAACUACUCACAAACCCUGGCUAAAACUAUUGCUGCAUGUCUCGUCCAAAACUCUCGUCUGCGGCCAACAACUGCUGCACUUUUGCAUCUCGAUCCUAUGAAUCUUUGUCGCAAGGAACGCGCCAUUGAAGAAAUCCGACGCGAACUUGAAACAACCCAAAAUAAUAUGGCUGUCGAAAUGCGUCAGCGCGAACAAAUGCUAUUGGCCAAGGAAGAAGAUCUCAAGUCCAAGGAACAAAUUCUUAUGGCUCAAGAAGACCAAUUUUUGCGUGAUCGCGAAACUGUAGUAAACCAGGCUCAGUUGCUUCAACAAGAACAAGAGCAGCAACAGCUCAAAAUGCUGCAAAUCAACGAAGAGUUUAAUGUCAAAGUCGAACAAGAGGUCCAGCAGAGAAUAGCCCUUCUCCAAAUGGAAUAUGCCUCAGGAUACGAUAUGAAUAGUAGCAACGGCAGUAGCAAUGAAAACAGCAGUCGCCCAACUAAAAAAGUCACAACCUUUUUGCAUUCGCCAACUGAUGUCAUCAUGACUUCCUCAGCAUCAAGCUCGUCCAGCACCAGCAGUGCUGGUAGCAUCGGCGCAUCGUCAACCACCACAACUGCUACAACUGCUACAACUGCUACAACUGCGACUACUGCAACUUCAGCUUCAGCCACUUCAUCCUCGAUUCCAAGAAGUGGAGGCGUCAAGGGCCCAAGGAAAAUCCGUGACACGUCAACACCCUUUUCUCCAGGAUCUCGUCCUCCCAGCGCCAUGUCUGGCGUGCUAAGAAAUGGGGGGCUUCGCAGUCAGCGUAGUAUUAGCAACAGCUCGAACGGAAGUGCGCAAAGCAAUGGUGGCUUCGAUAUAGAUGACGAGCGCGAUAGCACCCUGCAGGAAUCUCCUAGAGAUAUGCAUCAACAGCCAUUACUGGACCAUCGUGGGUCAUCCCAGUCGUUAACACCCAGCCGUUCUGCAGGUGUUGUGUCACCUCCUCCAGUUCGCAAAGCGCGCAGUGCAGCACCCAUGAGUGCAGCACCAGCAGCAGUAGUAGUUGGUCGGGGAGCUUCUCCGCCGCGCAGAGAAUACUCAGACGAAACUAAUGGCAGCCGCGCACCAGGCGAUCGGAAUCGCAGUUCGGGAAACAGUAAUAACAAUUAUUACAGUCCUACGUCUACGUCCUCAUCACCUAGACUUGGAGAUGCAUUUGUACAACAACAACAUCCUAAGCCAGCCGUGGUUCUAGGGAGCCAUAGCUCAGAUCAGUACGAGCAACACUAUGAUCGAUACAGAUCGGGUAGUAAUGGAAAUAAUGAGUCUUCGAGUCUCCGAUCACCAUUUACUCCAGGUUCAAGUUACCACCAACCCAUUGUUCUAGAAGACGAUGUUUCUGGUGAUGAUGGAGGUCUCGACUCAGGUGCAUCUUUAGACGUAUUGUCUACGGCCCAAAAGCUCCAAACCCAGCUUAACAUUUCACCUACAAGACCAUCAGCCCUAUACCAUCACCAGCAGCAUCAACAUCAACAUCAACAACAGCAGCAGCAGCAACAGCCGCAACAACAUCAACAGCAACCAUCUCAAGGAACAACAACAGGGCCCAACAAAGUUGUCAAAAAACCAUUUUCGCCACUGCGCGGUCUCCCACGAGAUAGACAACCUCCGCAUUACCAAGCAAUUUAUGAAGCCUCUUCGCGUUCAAAUUCUCCAGCUGCUCGUCCCUUUUCGUCUCCUCUCAUGCGCCCAGCCUUGCGUCCUGCCCCACCUCCACCCCAGUCAUCGUCUCCUGUUGUUCUGCCCAAUCUUUCGUCUACCCCCACCUCUACACCAACUUUACAAAUGCUUGGAUCUAAGGCUGCAGUGGCAGCUGUUAAGAGUAGUGGUGCAGAAAAUGUGUAUGGAACUUAUCCAACGUACUCUCCUGGCAAUGGUGGUAUGUAUGGUGGGUCUCCUGGUGGUGUUCCUGUCCCCCCUCAGCAUUAUAGUUCCCCUGCAAGUGGCCAGCAACGUCGUGCGUUGUUACCCAAUAUGAAUUUGCAAAACUAUCGCUCUAGCGGGAAUAGCGGAGAUGAUCGGAAUUGA